Messenger RNA from Nothobranchius furzeri (turquoise killifish), 1255 nucleotides. RefSeq lists its product as uncharacterized. NCBI's taxonomy places the organism in Eukaryota, Metazoa, Chordata, Actinopteri, Cyprinodontiformes, Nothobranchiidae. The record is from RefSeq and is a predicted model, not a curated record.
AUCAAAGUAUUAGCAAAUCCUGUAAACUGCCCCCACAGACUGCACCAAUGAAAGCCCUUGUCACAGUGGUCAGUCAGUUCUGGAGCAGCAAAAUAAAAAUUCAGCAGUCAUGGCUUUAAAGGCAGCACUCACUUGGCUCUGCUUGAUCUCAGGCGUAUCAUUUUCUGGUGCUGCAGAAACUUCACCCAUGAACUGUGACUCAGCGCUGUUUAUGAACCUGACAGCUGGGCUAAAGAUGGUAGCAGAGUGUGAAGAAUUCUCUCAGUGGAGCUCAAAGCAGAGGGCUGAACUGUUGAUCCUGAUGAGGGAUCUUACAGAAUCGCUGCACAACAACCAGCUGAAAGAAUGUCAAAGUGCAGAGUGGAGGAAAUGCCCACUGGCCAAUGCACCGGCUAACGGAGGACUGGUUUGUGCCACUGCAGCCAACAGGACCUUCUGCAAACCCAUGUGUAACUCUGGUCAUGAUUUUGCCUUCCUGCGGCGGAGUCGCCUCUUUGAUGAAUGUAGCGAGCAAACGAAUUACAAAUGGAACAGCCAGUAUGGAGGAGGAACCAGACUGGCUGUGUGCAACAAAGAGUCCAUUCAGAUUUCAGGAGCAAAGUCUGCGUAUUUCCCUAAUGACUGCCUCACAACUAGGAGCAGCGACGGAAUGCAGAGGAGCAUCUUUGGUAAUUUCACCAGUGAGCUGAAGGAUGCAGGAAUUACUGAAGAUCCACAGCAUCUCUGUCUCAUCUGUGGACCAAAUUAGAGUCAGUAGUCCGACUGUGUCAAAGGUUUUAGAGCUGUGCCAACUGGUCGAUAAAGUAUGACUCAGAUCAGGCUUUUAUUAAGUAUGCCUAAACACUUCUAGUCUGCUUUGGGGGGGUUUCUACUCAGACACCACUGCUGUCUUCUCUGUCCAGAACAAAAAAUCAAGGAAGGGACUCUUCUAUGUUACGCCCCUGGUUCUGACCCACAGCCCAUUUUUACUCAUUUCACUGAUUAGGGAGGCUGUGGUGUUUGAACCAGGCUCAGGUGGUAAUGUGGAGUCCACCACCACCACCAGCAGCAGCAGCAGCCAGAAGCAUUGAUGGAACCAUGCUUUCAUGUUAGUGACACCAGAAUCUGACCCAACCUGAAUGUUGCAGCUGAGAUCCAGACUCAGCUGACACCUAUAAAUGGGCCCGAACCCUGUUUUAAUGUAUGCAUUUUACUGUAAAACAUGCGUUUAAAUUACAAGAAAAAAAAUUCUGUAAAUAAAACUAUAUUAGCAGCA